Messenger RNA from Penaeus monodon (black tiger shrimp), 1242 nucleotides. RefSeq lists its product as uncharacterized. The record is from RefSeq and is a predicted model, not a curated record. NCBI's taxonomy places the organism in Eukaryota, Metazoa, Arthropoda, Malacostraca, Decapoda, Penaeidae. The transcript is spliced from 2 exons. The coding region runs from base 125 to 724 and encodes 199 amino acids.
GGAAAGCCUAUCAGUUGAGGUCAGAGCUCCAUUCAGACAGGCACGUUCACUAAUUCUCCAGAAUAAUCUUUAAAAAAAAAACUAAAGAAAACAUUAAGAAUAAGCAAAGAAACGCUAAGGAAUCAUGAUGGCCAGAAUCCAGGUAUUGCUUGCAAUGUGCUUGCUCGCCAAGUGCUUCGGAAACUGCGAGGGGAAGGAGGAGAAGAAAGACAGCCCUCGCGCUGCUCAAAUAACAGACCCCGCGAAAAACGAAGCCAAACCGUUCCUGGAGGUCAUCGACUUUGUUCCCUUGCAUCCGAGAAAAGCCAAGGAACAUUGGUUCAACCUAAUUAUCACGUUCGGGAGGAAUAAUCAUCCAGGAGGGCGUAACGAUGGCUUCCCUGAAAUCGUGGGGGUCGAGCCAGCCAAGAACAUGCCCGAGACAGCGAAGGACAACAACACCGACGAAUGGCUGAGCAACACAGUGCUGUACGUCGCCAUCGCCAUCGCCAUUGCCCUAUGCCUAUCAAUAGUCGGCCUCCUCGUGACCAUUGGAUAUUACCAGAAACACAAGCGGUUCAUCGUCACCAGUAGAUCCUCUUCCCUUGCAGGUGCCUCUUCAGGUUCCUCCUUAUCCAGCGCCAAAGGGCGUCUCUAUCCCUCCCGCUCUGGCCUGGCUAACAUAAAGCUCGUAGCCAGCCAAUUGGACGAGAAAAAGAAUGGUGAUUUCAUCAGGCUCAUCUAAAGCUCAACUCAACCCAUUCCCCUUUUUAUAUGUAUAAAAGGUAUGAAUGAGAAUGAAUAUCUUCACAAUACAAGAGAUGUAUUUGACCGGAUUCGAUAUAAUCGAAAUCGAUAUUCAUUUUCAUUCAUACUUUUCAUACAUUUGUCAACAUGAAUACGGUUCAUCAUUCACCUUUAUUAGGUUCCUUGAGAUAACGCCAGAGUAGCAAUAAUUAUUACAUAUUUUGAUUGCUAGUCACAGCAUCAGGGGUUUAACUAUUGCCUUUGUGAUUAUCACUUGGAGCUUAAUGAGUGCAAAGCUUAUUUCUUUGCAGUUAUUUAGGCAAAAGAGAAAGCAAUGUAUAAUGAACUGUUGGACGUAGAACCAUUGUAAUAAUCAUUUCCUUUGUAUAAGAUUGCCUAGACAGGAUGAGUGUAAAAACAGAUUGGUAACUGCUUACAUUGUAUGCUAUUUGGAACGAAACAUUUUUCUUAUGAUUCUUUACAUUUGUAAUAGAUUUGAAUAAAAGCAGAAUGCUU